AGACAAUAAUGGUCAUGUAAAAAAUGAAUGCAAGACAGAUGAUCAUUUCGUUUUCAAAAUAUGAGUUUUUUAGUAUACAGUAAAUGUCAAACUCCAUACAAACACACUGACAGAAAAAUAUAAAACUGUUACCAUAUUAAUUCGCUUAAGAAUGAGAGCAAACAAUAUAAAUAACUGUUUUUUGUGUCAAAAAAACAUAUAUUUUUUAUUUGCAAUUUAAAAUUUGAAAGAAACGAAACAGCAACAUAAAUAAAUUAGAAAUAAAAGAAACUUGUCAGAUUUGCGUUCAAAUAAUUAUAAAAAGUGUAAAAUGCCUCGUCAAAAAAGUUUUUUAUACAGAAAAUUUUUUAGAGUUGAAGCCAACACCAAUUACAACAAGUGCACAAUAAUAGAAAAUGAACGUGUUUGUGGGAAAAUCUUAAGGAGUGACCACGGAUCGAACUUAGCGAGUCAUAUAAAAUCCGUCCACAAAAGUACUUGGGCCAAAAUAGAAAAAAAUUCUAUAACAGAACCAGAGAAUCAACCCUCAACUUCGAACAGAUCUGUUGCAAACAUGCUCCAGACUAAAAUAGCCAUUAAUAUUAACAAAGAAGUUUUACUUAAAUCCUGUGUAGAGCUCUGUUCUGUGAAUGGAAGACCAUUUUCUAUUGUGGAGGACUCAGGAUUUCGUAGCAUUGUAGACCCAAUUAUACAAAAAUUAGAUAUGACUUUGAAUCGUCGGGUCGUUAAAGAUCAAGUACUUCGGAAAUUCGAUGGUAUUGUAAAUACAAUUUCUAAUGAGAUUAGUGGCAAAUUACUAUCUCUUAAAAUUGAUGGCCUCACACAUUUGAAUAGAGCAUUUCUCGGUAUCAAUGUGCAGUAUAUUAAGAAUAAAAAAUUGUUCUUCGGACUUUAG
Lucilia sericata (common green bottle fly) is the source of this 895-nucleotide messenger RNA. RefSeq lists its product as uncharacterized. The record is from RefSeq and is a predicted model, not a curated record. The transcript is spliced from 3 exons. NCBI's taxonomy places the organism in Eukaryota, Metazoa, Arthropoda, Insecta, Diptera, Calliphoridae. The coding region runs from base 311 to 895 and encodes 194 amino acids.